AUGAAUAGAUUAUUUGGAUCCAAGAGCAAUAUUGAAGAAAGAAUAUCAUCAUUGGAUGUCAAAUUGGCCAAAAUAAAUGCAGAACUACAAACAUAUCAACAAAAGUUAAGUCGUAUGAGAGAAGGUCCAGGUAAAAAGACCAUAAAACAACGUGCAUUAAAUUUGUUGAAGCAACGUCGUCAAAUUGAAGCACAAAAACAACAAUUAGAUUCACAAGUUUGGAAUAUGACACAAGCUCAAAUGACUACUGAUAAUUUACAAAAUACAAUGAUUACAGUUGAUGCUAUGAAGACUACAAAUAAACAACUUAAGAAAACAUAUGGUAAAAUUGAUGUUGAUAAAAUCGAAGAUCUUCAGGAUGAGAUGCUGGAUUUAAUAGAGAAGAGUAAUGAGCUUCAAGAUGCCCUUGCUACAAGUUAUGAUGUUCCUGAUGAAAUUAGUGAAGGUGAAUUAGAUGCAGAAUUAGAGGCAUUAGGUGAUGAAAUUGAUUAUGAACAAGAAUUACAAGGUGAGAUUGGUUCAGGAUUACCAAGUUAUUUGAAUAAUGAAAGUGAAGUUCCACAAUUCAUUGACGAGCCAGUUGAAGGUGGAAAAGAGAAAGAGGUUGCAUCAUGA
Molecule: messenger RNA, 615 nt
Organism: Hansenula ciferrii
Lineage: Eukaryota; Fungi; Ascomycota; Saccharomycetes; Phaffomycetales; Wickerhamomycetaceae
Gene: VPS60
Product: Vps60p
Exons: 2
Coding region: 1-615 (204 amino acids)
Biological process (GO): late endosome to vacuole transport via multivesicular body sorting pathway; vesicle budding from membrane
Cellular component (GO): multivesicular body
Source: RefSeq, a predicted model, not a curated record